Molecule: messenger RNA, 2532 nt
Organism: Balaenoptera acutorostrata (minke whale)
Lineage: Eukaryota; Metazoa; Chordata; Mammalia; Artiodactyla; Balaenopteridae
Gene: PCGF2
Product: polycomb group ring finger 2
Exons: 10
Coding region: 195-1232 (345 amino acids)
Biological process (GO): negative regulation of transcription by RNA polymerase II
Cellular component (GO): PRC1 complex
Molecular function (GO): promoter-specific chromatin binding
Source: RefSeq, a predicted model, not a curated record
UCCCACCCCAAACCGCUUUCACAAACUCCUUUCUUACCGUAGGUUUCUCCCCUCUCGCCGCCCGAGCGAGCGACACGGCUGCGGCCCCCCUCCCCUCCCUUCCCUCCCUCCCUCCCAUCCCCCCCUCCCCGAGACCCACCGGACCCCGAACCCAGGGUGACGCUCCCCAGUCCCCUGCCCCCCACCCCGGCAUCAUGCAUCGGACCACACGGAUUAAAAUCACCGAGCUGAACCCUCACCUCAUGUGUGCCCUCUGCGGGGGGUACUUCAUCGACGCCACUACCAUCGUGGAGUGCUUGCAUUCCUUCUGCAAAACCUGCAUUGUGCGCUACCUGGAGACCAACAAGUACUGCCCCAUGUGCGACGUACAGGUGCACAAAACCCGGCCGCUGCUGAGCAUCAGAUCUGACAAAACCCUUCAAGACAUCGUCUACAAAUUGGUCCCUGGGCUUUUUAAAGAUGAGAUGAAACGGAGGCGGGAUUUCUAUGCAGCCUACCCCCUGACAGAAGUUCCCAACGGCUCCAACGAGGACCGUGGUGAGGUCCUGGAGCAGGAGAAGGGGGCUCUGAGCGACGACGAGAUUGUCAGCCUCUCCAUCGAGUUCUACGAAGGCGUCAGGGACCGGGAAGAGAAGAAGGGCCCCCUGGAAAAUGGGGAUGGUGACAAGGAGAAACAGACAGGGGUGCGCUUCCUGCGAUGCCCAGCAGCCAUGACUGUCAUGCAUCUCGCCAAGUUUCUCCGCAACAAGAUGGAUGUGCCCAGCAAGUACAAGGUUGAGGUUCUCUAUGAGGACGAGCCGCUGAAGGAAUACUAUACCCUCAUGGACAUUGCCUACAUCUACCCCUGGCGGCGGAAUGGCCCUCUCCCCCUCAAGUAUCGCGUCCAGCCAGCCUGCAAGCGGCUCACCUUGCCCACAGCGCCCACCCCCUCCGAGGGCACCAAUACCAGCGGGGCGUCUGAGUGUGAGUCAGUCAGCGACAAGGCUCCCAGCCCUGCCACCCUGCCGGCCACCUCCUCCUCCCUGCCCAGCCCAGCCACCCCCUCCCAUGGCUCUCCCAGCUCCCAUGGCCCCUCGGCCCCCCACCCGACCUCCCCCACUCCCCCCGCGACAGCCGGUGGGGCCACCACAGCUGCCAACGGGGGCACCUCGAACUGCCUGCAGACACCACCUUCCACCAGCAGGGGGCGCAAGAUGACUGUCAACGGAGCUCCCGUGCCCCCCUUAACUUGAGGAAAGGGACCCUCUCCCUCCUCUUCCAGCAAUGCCUCUCCACCCCUCCACUUUUUCUGGGCCCCCUUUUCCACCUCUUCUACUUUCCCCAGCUCCCCCCACCUUAGGGGUCGGGGAUGGGUUUUAUAAAUAAAUCUAUAUAUAUAUGUACAUAGGAGAAACCAAAUAUACAUACUUAUUUUCUAUGGACCAACCAGAUUAAUUUAAAUGCCACAGGAAACAAACUUGAUGUGUGUGUGUAUGUGUGGGGGAUGGGGUGCUCAUUUUUAGGCGGUCUUGUGUAAUUUGCUCUGCUCUUUUUGGGGGUGCCUAGAGGUGGAUUGGUGGGGCCACUUGAGGCUCGGUGAAGCCCUGCCCCAUCCUCCUUCUGUUUCCCAAGGCAUAUGCGGUGCUGGAGGGGCCCCCACCAACCCCCAAAGCUUUAGGCACGACUCGAGCUGGCUGUGUAUGAGGUCCACCCUGUUUCUCUCCCCAUCUUGGCUGCUGUCCUGCCCUGACCCUGACCAGUACCCUCCCCCCCACCAUUGUUGAAUGUCCAGAGAAUUGCUAAGACAGUGCCUUUUACAAAUGCAGCCUAUCCCCUGGUUCUGAGGAGCAAGUGGGCAGUGGAGAGGGCAUCUCCCUUACUUCCUCCUCUUGCAGUAGAGACUUUGUGUAAUAGAUAGUUCUGCCUUUUUUUCCCCCCUGUGUGUGUGGCCUUUGCAUCAUUUAUCUCGUGGAAAAGAAGAUUGAGGCCACAGAAGGCCUCAGCCCUUGAACUUCCACUGUGGUGUCAGCAUUGUGAACCGCUUCACCUCCUUCUUCCACGGCCCCCACCCAGGAGCCCGCACUAGCAAGGCGGAUGGGGAAGUCUCACUUGGGGGCCUGUAGUGGAGAGGUGGAAGGGGGGGUUGACCUCAGAUAAGCACAGACCCCAGAUUUUGCCAAAGGCAAACAGUCCUCCAGUGCCCUCCCCACCCGUAGCUGAGGCCAAGUCAGGAAAGAGCAACAGGCAUCUAAAAGCACAAGAAGACAGAACCUGUGAGAUCUGACCUCAGCUCCAUCCCAAGAAGUCAAGUGGUCUGCCCCCCUGAGGGGCAGACCCCAACAGACCCCUGCCCACCAGUUUUUCCUCCAAUGUACAUAGGUCAGAUCGGGAUGAGGGGAGGAGGCAAGACUAUCACAACCUAUGUGUUUGGGGUCAGGUGUCCCCCAGUGGGUUUGUCUGUGUUCGCACCUUGUCCUGUGUCUGAGGUGCUGUGGCUGUAUCCUCCUCCUGGGACAUCUGUAUCUCCUGGCUUUGUAAUAAAUGCUGCAUACU